GCAUCAUCUGUGACACUGCUGCGAAGAAAACAGGCAGAACAAGGGUAUAGCAAGGUCAACAGAACACAGAGAGGUUUCAUUGGCUCGUGGUAGCUGAGGUUAAGCCCACAGCCUUGUUUUUAAGAGCUCCAGCUUACAGAGACCUUGUGGCGUUACGGGAAGAUGGACAUGGACAACUCAGAAACAAUGCCUGAUAUCUAUGAUGACUAUAAUACUACUAAUGAAACUGACUUUUGUGAGCUUGGUGAGCAACAGGAGUACUUCAUCAAACUGUUCCAGACGUGCGUUUUCUGCCUGAUUUUUUUACUGGGAGUUUUGGGAAACUGUCUGGUGAUAGCCACCUUUGCUCUCUACCGCCGCCUGCGCCUCCGUUCCAUGACCGACGUCUUUCUGUUCCACCUGGCACUGGCCGAUCUCCUCCUGCUCCUCACGCUCCCGUUGCAGGCAGCCGACACUCACAAGGGUUGGAUCUUCCCCGUCGCACUCUGCAAAAUUCUGCGUGCAUGUUAUGCCAUCAACACAUACAGCGGGCUGCUGCUGCUCGCCUGCAUCAGCGUUGACCGCUACAUGGUUGUGGCACGUGCCCAAGAGAUGCUACGGCUGCGCAGUCGGAUACUAACAGCAGGGAAGGUUGCUGCUGUAAUUGUCUGGAUUGUUGCCGUUUUACUUAGCCUGCCUGAAAUCAUUUUCUCUGGGGUUUCUGAGUUCGGUGAGGAAAAAUUUUGUGCCAUGCAAACAAGCGGGUAUGUCAAGAUGGUCCCCAGUGGGGCCAUUAUUUCUGUUUUCUGUGUGUCCUUCUUCAUUAUGGUGAUAUGCUAUACUUCCAUAGGCGUAGUUCUUUGGGAAGGCCACGUGCAUCGCUGUGGGAAGCAGUGGCAUCGGCAGCGUACCCUAAAGUUAAUGGUUGCUCUGGUGCUGGUUUUCGUCAUUUUCCAGCUGCCAUACACAGUAGUGCUGUGUCUCAAAAUAGCUAGGCCAUACUGUGGUCUGAUGACAGAGUACAUCACCUGUACUCUGGCAUACACACGCUGUUGCCUCAACCCCAUGCUCUAUGCACUGGUUGGUGUACGUUUUCGUAAAGAUGUAGUGCAGCUUUUGCAUGAUUCCGGCUGUCCAUGUGGGUUUCAGCUUAGGCUGCACAGUGUCCACUCUACAUCCAUUUCCGCCUCCUCUCCUGGUCUCACUGUACUCUCAGUUUGUUCCCCAACAUCACCUGAUACAUAUUCCACUAGUGAUGGAUUAAAGUUUCAGUUUCCAGCAAGUAAGUAAAGUCAAAUGUAUACAGUAAGAUAAGUGACUUUGCUUUAAAUUUUUCAGCUUUUCCAAUCAAUUUUCAUAAAACAUUGGUCUAAAUAGCAUUAGAACUUUAUCUCAGUUUCUGCAAUUGGUUCAUAAGAAGUAACUUUAAACAUCUGUUGCAGAUCUGUUACUCUGCAAUCUUCAGAGUAACACAUUAAUCACGCUGUGUCAUCAAAGAAGCUUGUAUGAAAGCCACUGUUAUUCUUGAAAUUGCUGAAUAUUACUCAACUAAUAUUGUACAGUUUUCUCCGUUUUCAUGGGUUCAUGUCAUUUGUUGUCAUUGAAAACAAAAGGAUAUUGACAUUUUUGUGUUUUUAUUAAAUUCAAGAAAAAAAAAAAAACAAAUCUAUAAGAGAACAAAUUUUCAUUGAUGGUAAAAAAAAUGAAGAAAAAAACUUUUAAGAGAAAAUAAGUAAUCAUAGAAUAAAUAAAAGAUAGAUUGACAUUCGGAAAAUUACUUCCAAGGGAAACACACUUUCUUUAUAUAUAUAUAUAUAUAUAUAUAUUAACUUUCAAAUAUAUAUUUUUUUGCAAUCUGACUGACAACAUGUCCUCUAAAAGUAAAAGCUUUUUUCUUCUCUUUCUCUCGAAACCUAAGUCUUUGAUCUCGAUUCAGGAUUUUUCUCCUUCGCUGUUCAUCGCAAACGCCCCUAUCACCACUCAGCUGUCAAUUCAUUCUGAUUUAAAAAAAAAUAUUUUUUUUUCUCUUGGAAGUCAUUUUCUAAAUUCAAAUUUUCUUUUUUCUAUUCCAUCACAAAAUGUUUUCUCUCAACAUAACAUUAUUUUUUUUACGUCAGUGUGAAAAUUUGUUCUCUCCAACAUAUUUAUUUCACUUUUAAAAUUAUUUUCCCCUUUAAAAUCACUUCUUUUCUUGAAUUUAAUGAAAACACUCCAUAUUGAGCAGCAUUUAGUUUGUAUACUAGCUUAUUCUGUUACAAUACAAAUGUAAAACUGCCUGUGCAUUAAGCUCAAACUCUUAGAAAAUUGUUCUGUUUUGUUUCUUAUGUUUUUUUGUAAGGGCCUCCAGCAUUUUUAUCUCAACCCUGUGAUCUUUGUCAAGCUUGUAAAUAUUUGCAAUUACUUUACUUUUCUUUUUAUAACUUAUUAUAUAUAUCAUGUAUUUUGUUCUAUAAUGCUUGUUCUAUUUCAUAUGAAAUGCCUUUAAUUUCAUUUUGUUGAAUAAAAAUUAAAGAACAAAUAAACAAACUUUGAAUCAUA
Messenger RNA from Cyprinodon tularosa, 2517 nucleotides. It is a transcript of the gene ccr10, whose product is annotated as chemokine (C-C motif) receptor 10. The coding region runs from base 163 to 1269 and encodes 368 amino acids. NCBI's taxonomy places the organism in Eukaryota, Metazoa, Chordata, Actinopteri, Cyprinodontiformes, Cyprinodontidae. The transcript is spliced from 2 exons. Gene Ontology annotation, biological process: G protein-coupled receptor signaling pathway; immune response. Gene Ontology annotation, molecular function: G protein-coupled receptor activity. Gene Ontology annotation, cellular component: membrane. The record is from RefSeq and is a predicted model, not a curated record.